This is a messenger RNA of Acaulospora morrowiae, 693 nucleotides long. NCBI's taxonomy places the organism in Eukaryota, Fungi, Glomeromycota, Glomeromycetes, Diversisporales, Acaulosporaceae. The record is from the annotation of a GenBank genome assembly.
AUGAAUAAUUAUUUAUUUAAAGAUAUAAUUGGUUUUCUAUUUAAUAAAAAAAAACAUUAUUCUACUUUAUUGAAUUUUUUCUUCUGGAAAGUUAUACUCUUUCAACUUGUUCCAUUUGCAGCGGCAUCCAUAGUUGAUGAAUCUUAUUCAUCUCACCAGGAUGUAUAUGAUGCACUCCUUAACACAUUGUUUCCGAUCACUUUGGUUAUUUUGUUUAAUAUUUCAAAAAAUAAUAACGGAGAAUCUGAGAAAAAAGAAAACUCUGGGGAAAAUGGAGAAUCCGAGGAAAAAGAAGACUCUGGGAAAAAUGGAGAACCUGAAACUAGAGUACUUAGGGAAAAAUUACUAGCGAAAGAAAAUCUCCUACCAUUAUUGGAUGACUUAUUAUACAACACAGUCACUUGGGCAAUUCCACUAACAGUCUCUUUUGCAUAUAAUGACUUGUUGAGUAUUAAGAUAUUUUCAGUCAUUAAUGCAUCCUUACAUAUAACUUGUGCAAUAUCUGCAUUAAUUCGCCCUAUGUCAAUAGUCAAGGCUAGAAAUAUCUUUUACUUUAAUAAUGAAGAAGUGCCUGAGAAUUUUCUGGCCUCUUCAACAGCUUUUACUCAAUGGGCGCUUUUUAGAAUGAAAGACGAAUGUAAAAAGGAAAUUUAUGAUAAAAAGAAAAAAAAUAAGAGUAAUGGUGAUAUUUAA